UUUUGUGUGGAUCAAAUGAUGGUUGAUCUUACUGGCCACUGGUUUUCAAGGGAACGUUUUUCUGAUAAGAUAUACAAAUUAAAGAUAGGUUCUUGUCUUUUUCAGGCACACAAAGUGAGUGAGUUCAGACAAAACUUUCAGCUAAGAUGGGUGUAUUUAGUACCAUAGGUACUUGUAUUGGCUUUGGAAUUGGAACUUCAAUUGGUGUUGUCAUUGGAUACUACGUGUUUAUAUACUUUCAGCCAACACAUGUCAAGGAUCCCAUAAUUCGUCCUUUGGCCGAGCAAGAUGCCAAAACUCUGCAACAAAUGCUUCCAGAGAUACCCUUGUGGAUAAAGAAUCCAGAUUUUGAUCGUUGGAUAGAGCAAGCUUCUGAACCCAACAAGGAAGCAGUUAUUAAAGCAUUGCUAGGUGCAAAAGAAGCUAUGCUUGGGAUUAGAUAUCAUAUGCGCCUAAUGGGUGAGGCUGCAGGUGUUCCUAUUGAACCAGAAUCACAAACAAAACUUUUAGAUGCUACACUGAACUUGGAAGGAGUGUUGUUGGCUGGAGUUCCAAGAGCAGGAGGAUUUGAUGCUGUCUUUGCUGUUACUUUGGGAGAUUCAAGCAGCAAUGUGACAAAAACAUGGAGCUCACUCAAUGUUCUUGCCCUUCUAGUUAAAGAAGAUCCUUAUGGCGUUUCUUUAAAAAGUGUUGACCCUAGAACAAAUGAAGUCACUUCAGCUGUAUCUUCAAUUCAUAUUGAAUAAUUUAUUGUAAAUAUUGUUUAUUUUUAAUACGAUGAAUUUAUUUAUUUUUUGAAA
This is a messenger RNA of Arachis duranensis, 800 nucleotides long. Its product is annotated as phosphomevalonate kinase, peroxisomal. Gene Ontology annotation, biological process: isopentenyl diphosphate biosynthetic process, mevalonate pathway. Gene Ontology annotation, cellular component: peroxisome. The transcript has 5 exons. Bases 147 to 746 code for a protein of 199 amino acids. Gene Ontology annotation, molecular function: phosphomevalonate kinase activity. The record is from RefSeq and is a predicted model, not a curated record. NCBI's taxonomy places the organism in Eukaryota, Viridiplantae, Streptophyta, Magnoliopsida, Fabales, Fabaceae.